UCAGCUGUAGGAUGAGCCUUGUUAGUUGUAUUAUCAGUUUGCACAUAAAUAAGCUGUUGUGUGUAGCGCUGGGUGAAAGGCACACGAGGCUGGUAAGGCGUUAAAUUACAUAUUUCUCGCAAUAAGUAGUCGACAGUUCACGUAGAUUCAACAUUUGAACCUUUGCCACAACUCCAGUCAUUCGAGAACGUGCAUUGAAUAUUUAUACCUAUACAAUUCACAGAGGGGGUUUCAAGAUGUUUUCAAGGCAUAUACAAUCCUGUUUGUCGAGGAGAACGAUGACAAGCGCCUCUCGGCGCACAACCAUGAGAUAUGCCGCCCGAGGGUUUGCAAGCGCCACUUCGCAGCAUACACACACACAUGUGCGUUCACAGAGAUUGGCGUUGAGGGGUAUUAGUGCUGUAACGGGUGCGUGUCUGGCGACGUAUGUAUAUUCAAGCACAACCUACCCGGUGGCAAAACAGGAGGGACUUCUUAGUAGUGCUACAGAAGCAGAUGCGAGUAAGGAAGGGGCGGGCAUACAUGAACUCACACCCGAGGAGACCGACGAGUUAGAGCCGUUCACAAUGGAUGAAGUGCGCGAGCACGCGAAUAAAGACGAUUGCUGGAUUAUUAUAGACGGUGUUAUUUACGAUGUCACGUCGCUGUUAAGCCAACAUCCGGGUGGCCAAGCUGUCCUUCUAUCCUUUGGUGGAAAGGAUGUGUCCGCAGAGUACCAUGCGAUGAAGCAUUCCUCACAGGCACAGGCCAUGCGCCCGGGGUUAGCGGUAGGGCGUCUGAUUCUGGGUGCGUACACGCCGGUGAAGAUCAUGACCGAUAUCGAAGAGAUCAUUGAGGAGAAGGCUAAAACACAGAAGAAGCGACUGGUUAUAGUAGGCGGAGGUAUAUGUGGGGCGUCGGCAGCGUAUUUCCUGUCGCAGAACAAGACAUUCUCAGCCGAGUGGGAUGUUGCGCUGCUCGAGCACGAUCCGAUUGUGGGAGGGACUGCACUGAGGAGUUCGGCGAUUAUGUGGCUUGGUCCGUUGCUCGAGAAGACAGAGAUUGAGGAGAAACCCAAUGGCGCUAUUGAUGUCAAUGUGAGUCAGGUGGGGUCAACCAAACCUCCCAUGGGUCUUACACAGUGGCUUGGCGAGGAGGCGUACUUGUUUUUCAAGACAAUGCAGGCGGAAUGGGGUGAUGUGGAGUUCACGGAUAAGGGUACCAUUGGGUUGGUAGAAACCGAUGAACAACUCGAAGGUGCGCGCGCGAUAUUUGGUGCGGAUGGGAAAGUACGGGGUGCGGAGAUAGUCACGGAUAAGGCUCGUAUGGCAGAGAUAGAGCCGGCCAUCUCUCCCGAGCAGUUGAAGGCUAUUGUGUACCAUCCCAGGGGUGCAACCGUGGAUCCGUAUAUGGUGUGUGAUGCCUUCGCAAAGAGAGCUCAGGCGAAUGGGGUCAGACUGUUGCUAGAUCAUGCAGUGACAGACAUUGCGCCUGUAGAGGACAGUAGCAUGAACUACCGCGUGACGUGUGAGAAUGGAGAGCAGUUGGACGCGGAUGUGGUGGUGAUCUGCACGGGAUGGAAAGCGAAAGAGCAUGCGGCGAUGAUUGGGUGUGAUGUGCCCGUCAAGGCAAUGCACGGGCAGAUGUUUGCCAUUUCGCACCCGGACUUCAAGCUCAAUAACAAUGUCUACGGUCUCGAGGGAGUGACGUACUGGCGCAAGAACAAGGUCAAACACCAGACCACCCGGGAGAAUACAGCACCGUACAAACGCAUUACUAGCCACCUCUACGGCGUGCAGCUGGCGAAUGGUGUAGCCAAAUUCGGGGGCGAUCGCGUGCAGGCCAACCUGGACGGGAUAGUGCUAGAAGAUGGCAUCGAGGACAACUAUAACACAGUCACACGGCUGUUCCCUCAGCUCAAAGGUGUGCCUAUGCUUGGUUCGUGGUCAGGUGUGAUGCCCUUCACACCGGACCAGAAAAUCAUCUGUGGUGCAUUGGAUGACACUGGCAAGGCUUUUGUGCUGACGGGGUCGGGCUUCAUGAGGGGUCUAGCAUCCGGCAGACUAUUGGCCGAGAGUAUCACGCGCGUGCACGUAGAUAAUCUACCUGUGUAUGGUAUCGAUACAGAGAGUGUAGAAACAAAGGCGAAGCGAGACGAGAUCGACUUCUACUUGGAUGAUUGCAGUCCGCAGAGGUUUGCUAAGCAGAAGGCUGCGGCCGAGGCUAUGGCGGCAAAAGAAGCAGAGGCAGCCUGAUCGUGGAGAUGUUAGUUGUGCAAGAGGAGCGGAAGCCAACAACGGCUUUUGAAUUGGUAGAACGGAGAUUUUUAGAGAUAUUUAAAAUAGUGUACGCGGAGAUACGAGUGCUCAAUAAUUUAAUUAAUGCGGAUACACGCGCCCUUUGAGCACAGAAGAAUGUAGUUUAGAUGAUGGUGAAGUGUUAUGUUUGUUAAGUGACCGUGAACACCGCCGACGACAUGUGUUUUGUAAACACGGUCGAGCUGGCUAGACACGAUAUGGUGGCGCAUUGUGCCGAGUGCACGAAUUGUAAUGAGAGCACAAUGGUAUACAUGAUAUAUUGCAACGAGAGGUAACUGCUUGUACUUUUAGUGAAGGUUACAAUCCUAUACAUUUGAAAAUGCGGCGAAGUGGAUGUAGGGAGGGCAGAAAUCGUGUGGCUGUCUGUGUAAGUUGGUAUGUAAACGCGAUAGCCGACUAUGAAAGUGUCGUGUAUUCGUCGAAACUGACAUGGCGUGUCAUGAUGAGGGUUUCGUGCCGGGCUGAAAAAUCGCGACGGCAGAUAGCACAGAGGAUGAUGUGUCCAUUGUUUCAGGCGAGUUAUCUUUUAGCGUAUGCGGUGAUGAAGGUGCAUAUACACAGAAAAAAUAUGAAUUUAGGAAUGAGUCAUUAUCAUAUGUGCGGUGUGAAUAACGUUGAGACAUCUGUAUUAGGCCCUAUUGGAAGUAUGAUUCUAAACGACAGUAUUGAGAAUCAGUGGUAAGGCUCACAUAAACCAAUCAUACAACCGUCAAAGUCAAAGUUAAUCUUAUCACGAGCUAUUACUUCCUCGAGCACGAUAAAGUAGUUGGAGCCAAUGAUAAUUUCGGCUAUACGAUGGGAUAUCCAGUUACUCGCAAGACUCGAUCACUGCCUGUAUGUAGAAAGAUCACGUGUGCACUUCUAUGGUUUCUUCAUGGUAUUUAUUGGAUUUCAAUGAGAUGGUAUUCGAUGUUCGUUUGAUUUCGAAGCUAUGAUAUCUAUUGCAUUGGAGAGCAUCUUGCAAUUGUUGGUCAAUAAUGUAUUCUUCGGUAGCCGGCCUGGCCGUUUUGUAGACUUAGUACAGAAAUUUUGGACAUAUGCUAAUCUGUCACUACGUCUGUGCUGUUCGAUUGUAGCUUUGGUAAAUGAACUUGGUGGUGCAACACCUGAAGUAUUUACAAUAAGUCUCUACUUGGAUUUGGCUGUGUAUUUUUUGAAGCUGUUUGUACAGUUUGACUUCACCAUCAAAACGAAGCAAUUACGGAGAGCAGUUCAGACUGUAUCUUCAUCACGAUAUAGGCUGAAACCUUGAACCAAAAAUGUAGUUAAUAAUUCAACAAGAUUAGAUGGGAGGAAACAAAUAUAUUUCCUGUCUAUUUUUUAAACGGCUAUGUUCAAACACGCAUGAAGUUCAACUAUUCACGAUAUUAUGGCCGACUGUAUCUUAAGCUAAAUCGCUUGUAGCUAGUAUACGAGGCCAUAGUUUUACCGACAUCUCAUACCGCCACACACACUGUGCUUUGAAAUGUAAUUUCUGCGAGAGAAUCAAACAAGCAUGUUACAUAUAACAUACAACGCAAUCCGUUACUGGUAUGUACAAUGUAAAUUGAAUGGCUACUAAGAAGUCAGGGGUUACCCUUCAAACGAAUGGACCCAUCGUUGGAGUAGUGAUGAUUCAAUGAUUCGUAUCUAAGGAUCUAAUUGACUUGAGUUAAAAAUUGCACCAUAUAGAAUCAACAUAGAACUAUAUAGAUUUUUAUUUAACUAAACCGAAUGUUCACCUUUCAAGAGAAACCCCCAACUACACUCUGGCCUUGGCAAGGACUAAACCCUCAUCUAUGGUAUCGUUCACACAUGCAGAAACAUCCUCGGCAGUGGGGUAGUUGACAGCGUCAUCGCAAGCUACCAUGGGGAAAACAAAUCAUUAACGAAAUCGUUGGAAACAGUAUUCUCCACAGUUUGGGCUGCAUUGCACUCGGCCAAUUCAGUACUAGUGGUGCUGUUUGCAACACAUUCCUCGACGUCGAUAGUGAGCUCGGUGAUACCAGCAUCAAUUACUGCGCUAUUGGGAACAUUACCUGGAUGUUAUCCCAUAGAAGAUUACCCUCGGUAGCUAAUGUAGACUCAAUGCACCCUAGCAGACAUGUAUCCGACGAUGCACAUGGCACAAGUGUCUCCUUGAUACUCUCUAUGAGUUUAGGGGCCAUUGCACUGACGAGUGCUUGACGGGGAGCAAUGCUGCUAGCAGACACCAAAGCAACAACCGCGGCAGAAAGGAAAGCUUGGGAAAACAUGAUAAUAUUAAAUUUGGGUAAUAUACUUU
Messenger RNA from Sphaeroforma arctica JP610, 4560 nucleotides. RefSeq lists its product as hypothetical. The record is from RefSeq and is a predicted model, not a curated record. Gene Ontology annotation, molecular function: oxidoreductase activity. The transcript has a single exon. The coding region runs from base 237 to 2234 and encodes 665 amino acids. Gene Ontology annotation, cellular component: cytoplasm. Lineage: Eukaryota; Ichthyosporea; Ichthyophonida.